AUGAAGAAUAUCGAAGAUGAAACGGACCAGCGAAAGAGCAUCGGCCUUCUGUCAUCGCCACCACUGCCUGGCAAAGGACAACAGGUACGCGACGCGAUGUUACACGUGAGUCCAUGUGUCGGCCGUCGGCGACAUCAGCGGGUGGCUUUUUUCUGCGCCGGCCUCGAGCGUAUGCACAAACGCAGCUUUGCGAAACGUGUCAUGAAAAAUUCCAGACUUCGAUCAGGAGCUGGUGGUAAAAAAUCGAUGGUUUUUCUCUCCGUGACCCAAGAGGUGAGGUGA
This is a messenger RNA of Soboliphyme baturini, 282 nucleotides long. The record is from the annotation of a GenBank genome assembly. NCBI's taxonomy places the organism in Eukaryota, Metazoa, Nematoda, Enoplea, Dioctophymatida, Soboliphymatidae.